AUGGAUCAGAGUGAAGACAGAGAGGGCAGAGAACCGGAGGACCAGAGCAAAGCUCAGAGAGUGGACCAGCAGAACUCAGAGGUUCCCAGGGGUCCAUCUGCCCAGCAGCACCAAAUUCAACUGGACUCCACAUUUAUGCUGCUGGAGGAAAACAUUGUUACUUUUGUGAAGAAGGAGCUGAAGAAGAUCCAGAAGAUUCUUAGUCCAGAUCACCCAGAAAGCUCAGAGGAUAUUUGGGAGAACGAGGAUGAGUUAGAAGCUGAGGAUAAAGAGCUGAGCAGCUGCAGAGAAGCUUUGAUGAAAAUUACUCUGAAGUUCCUGAGGAAGAUGAAGCAGGAGGAGCUGGCUGAGCAUCUGCAGAGCAAACAUUUGUCCUUAGUUUGUCAGCAUAAACUUAAAGCUAACUUGAAGAAGAGAUUCCAGUCUGUUUUUGAGGGGAUCGGUAAAGCAGGAAGUUCAACCCUUCUGAGCCAGAUCUAUUCGGAGCUUUACAUCACAGAGGCAGGGGCUGGAGAGGUCAAUGAUGAACAUGAGGUCAGACAGAUUGAUGCAGCAUCCAGGAAACCAAACAGACCAGAAACAACAAUCAGACAAGAAGACAUUUUUAAAGACCUACCAGGAAGAGAUCAACCAAUCAGAACAGUGAUCACUAAGGGAGUGGCUGGCAUUGGGAAAACAGUCUUAACCCAGAAGUUCACUCUGGACUGGGCUGAAGGCAAAGCCCACCCAGCCAAUCAGAUCCCUCCUCAGUGUGUUGGCAUGGUGACAGAGGUUAGAGGGUUCACUGACCCACAGAAGGAGGAGUACUUCAGGAAGAGAUUCAGAGAUGAGGAGAAGGCCAGCAGGAUCAUCUCCCACAUCAAGACAUCUAGAAGUGUCCAGAUAAUGUGCCACAUCCCGGUGUUCUGCUGGAUCUCUGCUACGGUUCUGGAGGAUCUGUUAAAGACACAGAACCAUGGAGAGCUGCCCAGCACCCUGACUGAGAUGUACAUCCACUUCCUGGUGGUUCAGACCAAAGUGAAGAAGGUUAUGUAUGAUGGAGGAGAUGAGACAGAUCCACCCUGGAAUCCAGAGAGCCGCGAGAUGAUCGAGUCUCUGGGAAAACUGGCUUUUGAUCAGCUGCAGAAAGAAAACCUGAUCUUCUAUGAAUCAGACCUGACAGAUUGUGGCAUCGAUAUCAGAGCAGCCUCAGUUUACUCAGGAGUGUUCACACAGAUCUUUAGAGAGGAGAAAGGGCUGUACCAGCAGAAGGUGUUCUGCUUCGUCCAUCUGAGUGUUCAGGAGUUUCUGGCUGCUCUUCACGUCCAUCUGACCUUCAUCAAAUAUGGACGUAAUCUGAUGAAAGAACAAACAAACACUCCCAUUAGGUUUAAACGAUCUAAGCGGGCGAAUCGAAAAAGUCUGUAUCAGAAUGCUGUUGAUCAGGCCUUACAGAGUCCAAAUGGACACCUGGACUUGUUCCUCCGCUUCCUCCUUGGUCUUUCACUGCCGACCAAUCAGAGACUCCUACAAGGCCUGCUGACAAAGACAGCUGGUAGCUCACUGAGCAGUCAAGGAAUAGUUCAGUACAUUAAAGACAAGAUUAAUAAGAAUCUAUCUGCAGAGAAAAGCAUCAACCUGUUCCACUGUCUGAAUGAACUGAAUGAUCGUUCUCUGGUCAAGGAGAUCCAACAGUCUCUGAGAUCAGGAAGUCUUUCCACAGAUAAACUGUCUCCUGCUCAGUGGUCAGCUCUGGCCUUCAUCUUAGUGACAUCAGGAGAAGAUCUGGAUGUGUUUGACCUGAAGAAAUACUCUGCUUCAGAGGAGGCUCUUCUCAGGCUGCUGCCAGUGGUCAAAGCUUCCAACAAAGUUCUAUGCCAGAUUGUGGAACAGAAUCGCUUUGAAGCCAUACGGAAGUAUUUCUCCAUGGCCUCUCCGAACUCUUCCCACGCCCGGGUAUUUGCCUCAACGACCAGCCGAGCCACCCGCCACUUUGACUGCUGGUACAUGUCAGCUGCUUCUGGAGUCCCACAGCCACAGCUCCGACUAGCCGCCUCAACAAUAGAGACAUGGAACAUGGUCUACUCAGACUCAAUGUCCUCCACCUCCCUUGGUCUGACCGGCGUCCUCCCCCACCAUCGGAGCCAACUCACCAACAGGUAUUGGUCAGUGGAGAGCUCUGCCCCUCUCUUCACCCGAGUGUCCAAGACAUACGGCCAAAGGGAGCCUGAUGGAGUCCGAUGGUUGAAACCAGGUCUGAGGAAGUAUUCCUGUCAGCUCACAAUCGACACAAACACAGUGAACAGAAAACUGAAACUGUCGGAGGACAACAGGAAGGUGACAGAGGUGGAGGAGCUUCAGUCGUAUCCUGAUCAUCAAGACAGAUUUGAUUUGUGUCCUCAGCUGCUGUGUUGUGGUGGUCUGACUGGUUGCUGUUACUGGGAGGUUGAGAGGAGUGGAAGAGUUUAUAUAUCAGUUAGUUACAAAAAAAUCAGGAGGAAAGGAGACAGUGAAGACUGUUAUUUUGGAUGGAAUGAUCAUUCCUGGAGUCUGAGCUGCUCUAAAGAAAAUGGAUAUGCUGUUUAUCACAAUAAGAAGAAAACAUUCAAAUCCUCCUCCCCUGUCUCUAACAGAGUAGCAGUGUAUGUGGACCAUCCUGCUGGCAUUCUGUCCUUCUACAGCGUCUCCUCUGACUCACUGAUCCACCUCUUCACCUUCAACAUCACAUUCACUGAACCUCUUUAUUCGGGAUUUUGGAUCAGUUCUGGUUCCUCAGUGUUUCUGUGUUGA
Molecule: messenger RNA, 2769 nt
Organism: Cyprinodon variegatus (sheepshead minnow)
Lineage: Eukaryota; Metazoa; Chordata; Actinopteri; Cyprinodontiformes; Cyprinodontidae
Exons: 10
Coding region: 1-2769 (922 amino acids)
Molecular function (GO): protein binding
Source: RefSeq, a predicted model, not a curated record